AGAAAAAAAGGAUGAAUGAGGUGAGCACAAAUGUCAUGCAGUUGAAUGAGGUCUGUUUGUCUGCAUUUGGUUUCUGAAUUUAGCAAAUCCCAUCCUUCAAUUCCUCAUAAUUGUCAUCUCCCAACUUCCCAACUUCACUCGCGCUGCCCUGAAUCAGAGGAGGAGGUGGAGGAGAAGGAGGGGAGAUUCAUCGAACACUUGGUCUGCUUCUUCUGCUUGGAUUGGCCGCGGCGGUGACGAUGGAGAUUUCCGAGGUUUCUACUGAGCGAUUCAGCUUUUUAGCCAUGGGAUUGGGGGGAUCCAACUCCCCCAAUAAUCCUCCUCCACCUCCACCUCCCCCUCCCGUUGAUCAUCACUUCACCACUCUCCAUCUCGCCACCGCCUUCAAUGCUCAGCUCAGGAAGAGGAUGCGUAGCCAACGCCGCCGCCGAUCUUCCCUCAACUUCUCUCCGCUGCGUUUCCACCACUCCUUCCACCUUCCUCACGUCUCUCCUCCACCCCCACCCCCACCAACUGCACCGGAUUCCUCAAGAUUUAGAUUUCUCUUUGACAAGGAGCUUAAGAACAGCGAUGUUGGUCCUCUUAGGAGAAUCGUCAUACCAAAGAAACCAGCAGAAGACUAUCUUCCUAAACUUCUUGUAAAGGAAGGGUUUCCAAUCAGUAUGGAGGACAUGGAUGGUCGGCAUGUUUGGCAUUUCAAGUUCAGAUACUGGCCUAACAACAGCAGCCGCAUGUAUGUGCUAGAAAAUACCGGUGGAUUUGUCAAUGAACAUAGUCUGGGGCUUGGAGACUAUGUUGCGUUCUACAUUGAUGAGCAAAAACAGAACUACGUGAUUGAAGCGAGAAAAGCCGGGGAUCAAGGAGGGUGCAAAGCUGCAGAGGCUUUAACAGAUUAUGGACAGAAUGAUGAUGUUGAAGCUGGUGUAAUCCAAAACCAAGCCGAUGCAUCGUGCUACUAUCCUCAGAGCUUCCCGAGAGUGGAUGACAUGGAAACGACGUCGUUUGUGUAUGAUACCACCUUCUCGAAUGAAUUAUCUCCCUUCGAUUUUGUGGGAGGCUCAAUCACCAACUACUCGACUAUUGAUCCAUGGUCGAGCUUCGGAUCGAUUGAGAGUUUGUCUAUUGAUGAUUUCUAUUCGGCCGCGAAGUAGCAUCAGAAAGUAUAAGACAUUUUGCAACCUCAAAUACUAGCUAUGCUUUGCAAUGAAGAAAUAUGUGCUAUUUUGAGAAAAUGGGUCUCUUGUAACAAUUUUUUUUUUUUUUUGGUGGGAGAUCAGAGCAGGUUUGAAUUUGGGUUUGCCCUUGUUUGAUACUACCUGGCCUGCAAGUAUAUAUAUGUAAUAAGAAAGCACUUCUGGGAGCAUGUAUGUUGUUAAAGCUUGAUAUUUUAAUUUUUAAAA
This is a messenger RNA of Ipomoea nil (Japanese morning glory), 1400 nucleotides long. Its product is annotated as B3 domain-containing transcription factor FUS3-like. Gene Ontology annotation, molecular function: DNA binding; DNA-binding transcription factor activity. The record is from RefSeq and is a predicted model, not a curated record. Bases 240 to 1151 code for a protein of 303 amino acids. NCBI's taxonomy places the organism in Eukaryota, Viridiplantae, Streptophyta, Magnoliopsida, Solanales, Convolvulaceae. The transcript is spliced from 6 exons.